AUGGAAGGCACCGCGAUCGCUAAGUAUGUCAUUUUCGGGUUCGCACAAUGUUGUGGCCUCACAGCGUUCUUCAUCAUCAUUGCCGUCCUCUCCAACUGUGGAAGCAUCGACUGGAGCAGGUCGCUCAACGUCCACGCCUUCUGCAUGUUCUUCGGGAUGGUGUAUCUCCAGGGGAUGGCAAUUUCAUCGUUCCGAGUGCUGACCUUCGUGGACAGGACGAUAGUGAAGCUGAUCCACGUGGCAGUGAACGCCGGAGCCCUCAUAGUGACCUUAGUGGGCAUCAUCGCCAUACUCUCCAAUAGACCCACCUUCUCCCUCCAUGGGGUUAUCGGCAUGAUAACCUUCCUCCUCUUCGCCAUACAGUGGUUUUCCGGAUUCUUCAGCUUCCUGUACCCAAAGCUGGAGCAGGACACGAGAGCCGCCAUGAUACCCUACCACAGGGCGGGUGGAGCCGUUAUCUUCGGCUUGACUAUCGUUACCGCGGUGGUGGGUAUCCAUGGCUACGCCACCUUCUCUAAACUAAUAUGCUUUUCCUACGGCAGAGCGAGUGAUUACUCCGAUGAGAUGAUAGCAGCUGGAGUAUUCACUCUGGUCUAUGGAUUGCUGUCAGUGAUUCUCGUCCAAGCUAAAGUCUUCAAGCGAAGCUAA
Molecule: messenger RNA, 648 nt
Organism: Nezara viridula (southern green stink bug)
Lineage: Eukaryota; Metazoa; Arthropoda; Insecta; Hemiptera; Pentatomidae
Source: the annotation of a GenBank genome assembly